This is a messenger RNA of Cygnus olor (mute swan), 1992 nucleotides long. RefSeq names its product neuropeptide Y receptor Y5 (gene NPY5R). The record is from RefSeq and is a predicted model, not a curated record. Gene Ontology annotation, cellular component: plasma membrane; neuron projection. The transcript is spliced from 2 exons. Lineage: Eukaryota; Metazoa; Chordata; Aves; Anseriformes; Anatidae. Bases 296 to 1630 code for a protein of 444 amino acids. Gene Ontology annotation, biological process: G protein-coupled receptor signaling pathway. Gene Ontology annotation, molecular function: neuropeptide Y receptor activity; neuropeptide binding.
CAGAGCAUGCAGCGGGGAAAUAAUAGGCUCCAGACCCCGCACGGAGCGCUCUCCCGAAAUGCACCCGUGCGGCGGCGGCGGCCGGCUGAGCACCCAGCACUGAGCACCCAGCACCACAGCAGCAGCAGCCGCCGGGUGCCUGGCCCUGGCGCCUCCGCAGCACCCGCAUAAGAUGCACCGCCGGGCAUCCUCGCCCUUCUCCUGCGGAGCCGUGCCGGGGCUAUGAGCGGUGCCUGGGGGCUGCGCACUCGUGGCCCCUUGUGCAGCAGGCUCCCUGUGGCUGCAGGACUGUAAAAUGGAUUUAGGAUUCAAAGACCAUAACAACAGGACACCCACCAAGAACGCUUCUGCUGCUACAAAUAAUUUUUCUGCCUGGAAAGACUACAGGAGCAGUGUCGAUGACAUACAGUACUUUCUCAUUGGGCUAUACACACUUAUAAGCCUGGCUGGCUUUGUGGGAAACCUCCUUGUACUAAUGGCUCUAACAAAACGCAAGCAGAAGACAAUAAUAAACAUCCUCAUCGGUAACUUGGCCUUCUCUGACAUCUUAGUUGUGCUGUUUUGUUCUCCUUUCACGCUGACAUCUGUCCUGCUUGACCAGUGGAUGUUUGGCACUGUCAUGUGCCACGUAAUGCCCUUCCUCCAAUGUGCAUCCGUUCUAGUUUCAACUUUAAUGUUAAUAUCCAUUGCUGCAGUCAGAUACCGUAUGAUAAAAUAUCCCCUUGCCAGCAAUCUAACAGCAAAACAAGGCUAUUUCUUAAUAGUAAUAAUUUGGGCCUUUGGUUGUGCCAUUUGCUCCCCUCUGCCAGUUUUCCACAAAAUUGUGGACCUCAGCAAAACUCUGAAUUUAGAGGCACUGGAAAACAGGCUCUUGUGUAUUGAGUCAUGGCCUUCUGACUCAUACAGAAUUGCCUUUACCCUAUCUCUACUGUUCAUGCAGUAUAUACUCCCCCUGGUGUGUUUAACUGCUAGUCACACCAGCGUCUGCAGGAGCGUAGGUGCCAGGCUGUCCAGCAAGGAAGACAAGUUCCAAGAAAACGAGAUGAUAAACCUCACGCUUCACCCAUCUAAGAGUACGGGCACCCAGACACAGCCCUCCAGCCACACCAGGUGGAGCUGCGCCUUGGUCAGAAAGCACCACAGAAGAUACAGCAAAAAGACUUCCAGCGUGAUGCCAGCUAUUUUAAGGCACCAUCAGGAUAAUACUAAUUUCAGAGACCUCCCAGAAACCUCUGGCACAGAAAAAAGCCAGCUCUCUUCCUCCAGUAAAUUCAUCCCAGGGGUACCUAUCUGUUUUGAGAUGAAACCAGAAGAAAACACAGAGAUCCAGGACAUGAUUACGGUAUCCCAAUCCAUCGUCAGAAUUAAAACAAGAUCUAGGAGAGUUUUUUGCAGACUGACAGUGCUAAUCCUCGUUUUUGGUUUCAGUUGGAUGCCUCUUCACCUUUUCCAUGUUGUGACGGAUUUUAAUGCCACUCUCAUUUCUAACAGACAUUUUAAAUUAGUAUAUUGCAUAUGUCAUUUGCUGGGCAUGAUGUCCUGCUGCUUGAAUCCCAUCCUCUACGGGUUCCUUAACAACAGCAUAAAAGCUGAUUUAAUGGCCCUUAUUCCAUGCUGCCAAAUACCAUGAUUUUAUGAGCCUCAAGAUAAAAUAAAAUAAAACAAAGAAGUUUGUUUUUCAAGCAUACUAAUGUGAAUAGCUGUACAAACUAAAUUAGUGAAAUUUAAUUAGUCUGACUUGGUUGUGAUUAGUAGCAUCUCAUGUGAACAGGUAGUUCUAAGGCUGCAUGUAUUUCUUGCAUUGGCCAGAAAUAUGUAAGUGUAUUAUAAUAUUCUGUUACUCAUAGGAAAUCAUACUCAGUGUACAGAAACAGAAUACAGUUUUCAUUACCUGAAAUAUUGUCAAUCUGUACUUUUAAAAUAUACAGAAUGAGUCAUAAAUGUAAGACUAAUCAGACUUAUCAGUAUUAACUAUCAUAUAUCAAACUACAA